AUGGCGUCUGAAAUGAAGCAGCCAGAAGUCUACUGGACGAAACCAAACGCCCACUGUCCCAACUCUCGCCUCCCUGUCCUGGUCUACCGUUCAGUCCUACCAGAUGAUAUGACCGAAGAGAGCGUGAGCAAGGCCAUCGGUGCGAAUCAAUGGUUCCACGGCGGGACCUUCAAACACUACCCCUCCGCCCACUUCCACAGCAACACCCACGAAUGCUACGCCGCCAUCUCCGGCCGCACGCACUGUCUCUAUGGCGUCGGCCCACUGGACGAUCUAAGCGACGGUGUAGAGUUUGAUAUGCAAGCGGGAGAUAUCGCUGUGCAUGCUGCGGGAGUUGCUCACAGGAAUACAGAGAGCAGUGAGGAUUAUGUGUAUAUGGGAUUGUAUCCGAAGGGGGCACCGAAGUGGAAUAAUAACUUCUGUAAGGCGGAUGAGGGGGAGACGAGGGCGAAGGGGGAGGAGGCUAGUGGUGUUGAUGUGCCCGAUUGGGAUCCUGUUUAUGGGUUUAAUGCUGUGACCGGAGGAGGCAGUGGCAUUGGCUUCGCCUUUGUCAAACAGUGCCAUGCCAAAGGUGCUCGUAUCAUAAUCGGGGACUUGAAGCUCACCAGCGACGCCGAGCAAUACGUUUCGAAAACCAAAGACUCUGAGGUUGCUUUCCAGAAGUGCGAUGUGACGUCCUGGGACGAUCUGCAUGACUUGAUCUCCGCGUCAGUCGAGAAGUUUGGUGCAGUCCCGGACGUAUAUGCUCCAAUUGCCGGCAUUUAUGAACCAUCAUGGUCCAACUUCUGGGACGAUGAGACGUCUGGCUCGUACAAGACCAUUCGCAUCAACGUGGACCACCCCAUCAAGUUCACGCGCUUAGCGAUGCGUGCCCUGGCCGGAGCAGAGAAGCAAGGCGUGGUCUGCUUGGUGGCAAGCACAGCUGGCAUCCGCGCCAACUAUCUCGCCAGCCUGUACACUGCGUCAAAGCACGCAAUCGUCGGUUUUGCCAAAGCUAUGGGGCAAGCAGAUGUUGAUGAAGGCGUGAAGAUAAAUGCCGUCCUGCCUGGCCUCGUCACUAGUCCGCUUUGGCUCGACCGAGAGGACAACAUGAUAGAAUGGGGAAAGUAUGCUGGUAGGAAGCAGCUGCAGCCUGACGAUAUUGGAGAGCUCAUGGUAAGAAUGGUUGAGAGUAAGGAAUAUGAGGGCGGUACUUGCGUACUCAAGACUCCGUACGAGGAGCGGAUUCAGGAGGAAGGCCACACGAAGCUGCAGCAGAAGAUGAAGGAGUACGAUCCGUCUCCGAGACCGGAGGCAGCCUUGGACAGGAUCAAGGAUAACUUGCAAAGCGAGAGAGGGAAGAACUGGACUUAA
Molecule: messenger RNA, 1353 nt
Organism: Saxophila tyrrhenica
Lineage: Eukaryota; Fungi; Ascomycota; Dothideomycetes; Mycosphaerellales; Extremaceae
Exons: 6
Coding region: 1-1353 (450 amino acids)
Cellular component (GO): cytoplasm
Molecular function (GO): oxidoreductase activity, acting on the CH-OH group of donors, NAD or NADP as acceptor
Source: RefSeq, a predicted model, not a curated record